Molecule: messenger RNA, 375 nt
Organism: Asparagus officinalis (garden asparagus)
Lineage: Eukaryota; Viridiplantae; Streptophyta; Magnoliopsida; Asparagales; Asparagaceae
Product: auxin-responsive protein SAUR68-like
Exons: 2
Coding region: 1-375 (124 amino acids)
Biological process (GO): response to auxin
Source: RefSeq, a predicted model, not a curated record
AUGAAUUCUAAGAAGCUUAUUGAGAUGGCAAGAAAGUGGCGAAAGGUGGCUGUCUUAACCAAAAGAAUCUCUUCAGCUAAGAAUGAUGCUCAGCUUAAUUCUGAUGCAUGCAGUACAUUGAUUGCCGAGAGAGACCACUUCAUCGUAUAUACCUCCGAUGCAAAGAGAUUCAUGGUUCCUUUGUCAUUCCUUGAAAGCACUAUCUUUGUAGAACUCCUCAAAAUGUCUGAAGAUGAGCUUGGACUACCAAGUAAUGGUCCUAUUGUAUUGCCCUGUGAUUCAGUGUUCAUGAAUAAGAAGUUACUGUUCGUGAUAGAAGCAAUGGCGGCAAAGUUCAAGAUUGAGAAAUUCGACGGGAGUAAUUUCUCACUGUGA